UAUAUUGUAUAUAUGGGUGCACUAUCAAAUGCUGAGGAUGGCUACUCCAUAGAAACUGUCCAUUUGAACAUCUUAGAACAAGUCCUUGAGAGAAGCUCAGCUAGAGAAUCCUUAGUUUGCAGCUAUAAAAACAGUUUUAAUGGAUUUGCAGCUAAGCUCACAGAACAAGAGCAAAGAAAGCUAAGAGGCAUGAAAGGUGUAGUCUCUGUAUUUCCAAGUAGAACCCUUAAACUUCACACAACAAGAUCAUGGGAUUUCUUGGGCUUCCCAACCACUGUAAGAAGAGUGCCUACCAUUGAGAGUAAUGUCAUUGUUGGCAUGAUUGACAGUGGAAUCUGGCCUGAAUCUGAGAGCUUCACUGAUAACGGGUUUAGUCCUCCUCCGAGCAAAUGGAAGGGUGCUUGCCAAAACAUGACCUGUAACAAUAAGAUUAUUGGGGCACGAUUUUAUAAUGGCGAGAAUAACUAUGAAGACAAGGAAGAGAAGUCCCCUCGUGAUAUUGAAGGACAUGGAACACACACUGCUUCUACUGUAGCAGGUGUUGAAGUUAAAAAUACAAGCCUUUUUGGCAUUGCUAAAGGGACAGUAAGAGGAGCUGUUCCCUCUGCAAGGAUAGCUGUCUACAAAGUCUGCUGGAAUUUUGGUUGCUCUGACCAUGAUAUCCUGUCUGCAUUUGAUGAUGCAAUUAAAGAUGGUGUUGAUAUCUUAUCAGUUUCCCUUGGGGGUUCAUCUGCUAUAGUUUUCAAUGAAGAUCCUAUUGCAAUUGGAGCAUUCCAUGCAAUGGAGAAAGGCAUCCUUACAUCUGUGUCUGCUGGAAAUGAAGGACCAGAAAUGGUUAGUAUCAAAAAUCUUGCCCCAUGGAUGUUAACUGUAGCAGCAAGCAACACAGAUCGUAGGAUCAUAAGCAAAGUCAGAACAGGCAAUCAGAUUACCAAGGUGGUGAUGGGACAUGCUAUCAACACUUUCCAAACUAAGAAAAAUGCAUCCCAAAUUAUAUAUGGAGGUGAUCAUGCUGCACAUAACUCUAGCAGUGUAGAAGCAAGGGCAUGUAAUGCUGGUUCUUUGGACAAAGAUUCAGUGAAAGGGAAAAUUGUCUUCUGCGACAUGGCCAAUAGUGGUGUCGGGCCCUUCCUUGCUGAUGCUCAAGGAAUGGUGAUGGUAGAUGAUGUUGGAUCUGAUGAUACACCCUUCUCUUAUCCUUUACCCGCAACGGCUAUCAGCAUUGCUGAUGGCAAAAAAUUAAAGCAAUAUUUGAAUACUACUAGGUCACAUGAGAGAUAUGCACUAAACCCCAAGGCGAAGAUCUACAAAAGUCAAUCAAUUCGUGAUCCUAAAGCUCCGGUUGUGCUUUCAUUCUCUUCUAGAGGACCGAACCCAAUUUCACCAAAUAUCCUCAAGCCAGACUUAAGUGCCCCGGGUGUAACCAUCUUAGCUGCAUGGUCUCCGAAAGCCACAAUUUCAGGUUCCACAGUCGACAAGCGCUCCUCAAUGUACAACAUUAUAUCUGGAACAUCCAUGUCUUGCCCACAUGCAACUGGUGCUGCUGCCUAUGCCAAAACAUUUCAUCCCUCAUGGUCUCCUGCUGCUAUUAAAUCUGCUCUCAUGACAACAGCUUCUCCCAUUAAUGCCUCCUAUCAUAAAGAAGCGGAAUUGGCUUAUGGUGCUGGUCAAAUUGAUCCACUGAAGGCUGUCCAUCCAGGUCUUGUGUAUGAUACCUUGAAAGCUGACUAUAUACAAGUGUUGUGCAACUUGGGUUAUAAACCUGAUGAUAUUAAGAUCAUUGCUGGAGAGAAUGUUACUUGUGUGAAGGAAAAUGGUACAGAUGCUGUUUUAAACUAUCCUUCUUUGGGUGCUUCUGUUUCUCCCGAAGAACUCAUCGAUCGAUAUUUCCCAAGGACAGUUACGAAUGUCGGAUUACCAAAUUCUACAUACAAGGCGACAAUUGGGCCACAAAAACUAGUAAAUGUUACUGUUAAACCUAAUGUUCUAUAUUUCAAGUCGGUGUAUGAGAAGAAGCAGUUCACUGUACAUGUCACAGGGCCAGGGAUUGGCAAAGAUAAAAUCAUCUCUACAUGGGUGUUGUGGUCUGAUGGGAAACAUAAUGUAAGAACUCCUAUUGUCAUCUGGAGCUAUUAGAAAUUAUGGAUCUU
Molecule: messenger RNA, 2150 nt
Organism: Macadamia integrifolia
Lineage: Eukaryota; Viridiplantae; Streptophyta; Magnoliopsida; Proteales; Proteaceae
Product: subtilisin-like protease SBT4.3
Exons: 9
Coding region: 13-2136 (707 amino acids)
Biological process (GO): proteolysis
Molecular function (GO): serine-type endopeptidase activity
Source: RefSeq, a predicted model, not a curated record